Messenger RNA from Populus nigra (black poplar), 4145 nucleotides. Its product is annotated as pumilio homolog 2. Gene Ontology annotation, molecular function: mRNA binding. The coding region runs from base 535 to 3732 and encodes 1065 amino acids. The transcript is spliced from 9 exons. NCBI's taxonomy places the organism in Eukaryota, Viridiplantae, Streptophyta, Magnoliopsida, Malpighiales, Salicaceae. The record is from RefSeq and is a predicted model, not a curated record. Gene Ontology annotation, biological process: post-transcriptional regulation of gene expression. Gene Ontology annotation, cellular component: cytoplasm.
CUUCUAAUAAAAGUCUUUCUUUUGAUAGUUGAUGCUCAUCACUCCGCAUUAGAACAAAACCCUAAGGGUUCUUGUAAGGGCCAAUCGCCGCCAGAUUGAUCUCAGCCCACUAUAAAACCCUCUUCUUCCAUGUUUUUCUUGUUUCUUCAAUGAAAAUUGCUCUCUUUCUUUAUCUAUCUAUUUCUCACACAAUCUUUGCUGCUUGAAACAUGGUGCGCAAAGUUGUGUGCUUUGUUUCAUAAAAUUGAUUUAGAAGAUAAGAGAGGAAAGCCCCAUCUUUUUUAACAUGUUUUAUGAUUGAAAAUUGAAGUUUUUGCAGUUUAGGAGUGGGCAAUUGAUGCUCAUCAAUUUAGUAGGUGUACAAGUUUUGAUCUUUUCACAUCUUGAAGCUGUAAGUAGGGUUUUGGCUAUUUCUAACGUAGACAAGUUUUGAUUUUGGAGACGGUUUAGGUUUUAGGGUUUGAUUAUAACUGGUGGGUGUUGAUCAGUUAUUGAGUUGUUAUAGGGGGUAAUGAUCAAAUUGGGGUUUUGAAUAUGCUAUCUGAAUUGGGAAGGAGACCGAUGAUAGGAGCUAAUGAUGGAUCAUUCGGUGAUGAUUUAGAGAAGGAGAUAGGGUUAUUGUUGCGUGAGCAACGUAGGCAAGAAGCUGAUGAUCGUGAGAAAGAGCUCAAUUUGUAUAGGAGUGGUUCUGCUCCUCCAACCGUGGAGGGUUCAUUGAAUGCAGUCGGGGGCUUGUUUGGCGGCGGAGGUAAUGGUGGUGCCUCUUUCUCAGACUUUAUUGGUGGAAAAAAUGGGAAUGGUUUCACGUCCGAGAAGGAGCUUAGGUCUGAUCCAGCUUACUUAUCUUAUUACUAUUCAAAUGUGAAUUUGAACCCUAGGCUUCCUCCUCCUUUGCUGUCGAAGGAAGAUUGGAGGUCUGCGCAGAGAUUGAAGGGUGGAAGUUCAGUCUUAGGUGGGAUUGGAGAUAGGAGGAAAGGUAGUAGAGCUGAUAAUGGUAAUGGUAGAUCAAUGUUUUCAAUGCCACCAGGGUUUGAAUCGAGGAAUCAAGACAGUGAGGUUGAGUCAGAGAAGGUUUCUGGCUCACUUGAAUGGGGUGGUGACGGGCUGAUUGGUUUACCAGGAUUAGGACUUGCCAGCAAACAGAAGAGCUUUGCUGAAAUAUUUCAGGAUGAUUUGGGGCGUGCAACUCCUGUGACAGGGCCCCCAUCUCGCCCGGCUAGUCGUAAUGCAUUUAAUGAAAACGUUGAGACCUUAGGUUCAGCUGAAGCGGAGUUGGCUCAUUUGCGCCGUGAAUUAUCAUCUGCAGAUACUUUACGAUCUGGUGCAAAUGGCCAGGGCUCCUCUCCUGUCCAAAAUAUAGGCCAACCUUCUUAUAGUUAUGCUGCUGCUCUUGGUGCCUCCUUGUCUAGGAGUACUACUCCUGAUCCUCAACACGUUGCCAGGGCCCCUAGUCCAUGUCCUACACCCAUUGGACAAGGGAGAGUUAGUGCAUCUGAAAAGAGAGGCACUGCUAGUUCAAACUCAUUCAUUGGUGUCUCAUCUGGUAUCAGGGAGCCUUCAGAGUUGGUAGCUGCGUUUUCUGGCAUGAACUUGGCAACAAAUGGUGGAGUAGAUGAAGAAAGCCAUUUGCCAUCACAGGCUGAACAGGAUGUUGACAGCCAUCAGAAUUAUCUCUUUGGCCUCCAAGGUGGCCAGAAUCAUCUGAAGCAAAAUACAUACAUAAAGAAGUCUGAAUCUGGGCAUUUACAUAUGUCUUCUGUUCCUCAAUCUGCCAAUUUAUCAUAUUCUGAUUUGGCUAGGAGUAAUGGUGGUGGAUCAAACCUCAACAGCCCAUCCUUGAUGGCUGACAGGCAGGUUGAACUACAAAAAUUGGCCUUUCCUUCUGGCAAUUCUUACAUGAAAGGAUCACCUACCUCGGCUCUUGGUGGUGGAGGUGGCUUACCUGCACAGUAUCAGCAUCUAGAUGGUAUCAAUUCAUCACUUCCAAACUAUGGACUGAGUGGGUAUUCCAUGAAUCCAGCAUUGGCUUCCAUGAUUGCUCAGCAGCUUGGCACUGGUAAUCUGCCACCAUUAUUUGAAAAUGUUGCUGCCGCAUCUGCUAUGGCCAUCCCUGGAAUGGACUCAAGAGUGCUCGGAAGUGGUUUGGGGUCUGGAACAAAUCUAACUGCUGCUUCGUUGGAGUCUUAUAAUCUUGGGAGAGGGGGGAGUACAAUAGCAGGUAGUGCUCUUCAGGCACCUUUUGUUGAUCCUAUGUAUCUCCAGUACUUGAGGACUCCUGACUAUGCUGCUACCCAGCUCUCUGCUAUUAAUGAUCCCUCAAUAGAUAGGAACUACUUGGGUAAUUCAUACUUGAAUUUCCUUGAAAUUCAAAAGGCUUAUGGUCUUCUAUCAUCUCAGAAAUCACAGUAUGGUGUCCCAUUAGGUGGUAAAUCUGGCAGUUCUACUCAUCAUGGUUAUUUUGGGAAUCCUGCCUUUGGUGUUGGUAUGCCAUAUCCUGGAAGUCCCCUGGCAAGCCCUGUCAUUCCAAACUCCCCAGUUGGACCUGCCAGUCCCUUAAGACACAAUGAACUGAAUAUGCGUUUUCCUUCUGGAAUGAGGAACUUAGCUGGGGGCAUCAUGGGACACUGGCCCUUGGAUGCAGGAUGUAACAUGGAUGAAAACUAUGCUCCAUCCCUUUUGGAAGAGUUCAAGAGCAAUAAAACCAAGUGUCUUGAACUCUCAGAAAUUGUUGGUCAUGUUGUUGAGUUCAGUGCGGAUCAGUAUGGGAGCCGAUUCAUUCAACAAAAACUUGAGACUGCAACAAUGGAUGAGAAAAAUGUGGUUUAUGAGGAAAUCAUGCCCCAGGCUCUUCCUCUGAUGACUGAUGUGUUUGGUAAUUAUGUAAUUCAGAAGUUUUUCGAGCAUGGCCUUCCAUCACAGAGAAGAGAAUUGGCUGGCAAUCUUUUUGGUCAUGUUUUGACACUUAGUCUUCAAAUGUAUGGCUGUCGAGUGAUCCAGAAGGCCAUUGAGGUUGUUGACCUAGACCAGAAAAUAAAAAUGGUUGAAGAGCUCGAUGGUCAUGUAAUGCGGUGUGUACGUGACCAGAAUGGGAACCAUGUCAUCCAAAAGUGCAUCGAGUGUAUUCCUGAAGAUAACAUUCAGUUUAUUGUCUCAACAUUCUUUGAUCAAGUUGUGAAUCUCUCCACCCAUCCAUAUGGGUGUCGUGUGAUACAGAGGAUAUUGGAACACUGCAAGGACGCAAAAACAGAGAGUAAAGUUAUGGAUGAGAUUUUAGGUGCUGUUAGUAUGUUGGCGCAAGAUCAAUAUGGAAAUUAUGUAGUGCAGCAUGUGCUGGAACAUGGAAAAUCUCAUGAACGAUCUGCUAUUAUCAAGGAGUUAGCUGGGAAGAUUGUCCAGAUGAGUCAGCAGAAGUUUGCCUCCAAUGUUGUGGAGAAGUGUUUAACUUUUAGUGGUCCUGCUGAACGCCAAAUACUGGUCAAUGAGAUGCUUGGCACUACUGAUGAAAAUGAGCCUCUUCAGGCAAUGAUGAAAGAUCAGUUUGCCAACUAUGUUGUGCAAAAAGUGCUGGAGACAUGUGAUGACCAACAGCGUGAGCUGAUCCUUACAAGAAUAAAAGUCCAUUUAAAUGCACUGAAGAAGUACACCUAUGGAAAGCAUAUUGUUGCACGUGUAGAGAAACUUGUUGCUGCUGGGGAAAGGAGAAGUGCUGCACAGUCCCUGCACCCUGCUUAGUUGUGAUAGGAAAAAAAGUUGUUUGUACAGCUAACCGAGGCUAGUGUGAGCUUCCUCUCUUUAUUCCUUCCUGUUUGAUGGCUACGUCUCUACCCAUCUCUUUAGACAGGUAUGGGCUGUUUGAAAAUAAAGUUGUUGCUUGUAUCGGAAACUGUACAUUCUGUAGUUUAAGGUUUAUACAGAGUUGAACAAGCGAGGUUCAGAUGUUGAAUGCACACCUGAUGCCCCCUGCAGAGGAGAUAAAUGACAUACGAGUUUUUAAGGGUGUAAAAAUGUCGGGGUAGUCUAAACGUGAUAUGUACAAAAUGUUGGUAUGUGAAGAGCUGUUAUUGUUUAGGUGAGGGCAGAGUUUUCUUCUAUGUAUCCGGAUUCGACUUUUUUCUCUAUUAAAAGUACAUUUCUCUUCCGUUCAA